UAGAGGGGAAAAAAAAACAGAUGCGAUGGGGGAAGUUUACGUGUGUGCGCGCGCAGGGUCUGACGCCUCCUUGAGCAUGUUAUAAUACAGAUCAGCUGAGAUAUAUAAAAGCGACAGCUUUAGUUUCGUGGAUCGGCCUAAACAGAAAAGCGCGGUCUCUAAAGCACCUGUAUCGAAGGGCAAACAUCCUAACAUACAGUGUUCCAUACAGUCCUCCUCCGGUAUGGUGUUCCGGGGUGGUCCUCGCUCCAUGCGCACUCAGCAGCAUCAGCAGCGCUCCUUCAGCCUGCGCUGGCUGUCGGUGUUGAUCGCAGCGCUUCUCAUCCUGUCCACAAGUGCCACCUGUGCGCAAUGCACCACGGUCGAGCAAGACCUACACAUCGUUCACAACGUCGACAACAGAAGCCCUGAGAUCGACCCGUUCUGGUAUGUGGGUCGCGGCGUGAGACCCAUCGGCCGUUUCGGGAAGCGCGAGAGUGACGCACCGUUACAGCACGCGCUUCUACUACUGCUGCUCAGCGCGCUCAGAAACACGGAGAGCGCGCGCAGCGGAGCCUCCUCCCCAAACACGGACUAUUACCCAGAAGUGCACAAAUCCUAUACUUGAACCGAAAAAGAAACAUGUUAGUUAUUAUUACUAGAAGGAAGACCAGCAACUAAAUCCACUUGAGUUAAGGUAGCUUAUUGAAGUACUAGUACUAAACUGUACUUUAUUAUCAAAAGGUAAAGGAAAUAUUACAUGCAUAACCAAUGGUAUACGUCAAAUGAAUGAAUUUACAGGAGGCAUACAUGUUAAAUGUCAAUUUUCUGUCCAACGACAUAACAGUUUAUGAAAGGUGCAUUAAAUACAGUAAACUGUUUUAAAGGUCUUUAAAAGUGUAAUAAAAUUUUAGUACUACUACAAAAGGUCGUUAAGUACAGUAGUGAGGGACCUGUGCUCAAUGUCUCUCUUUAACUGAUUAUAGUUCAUUAUUUUUUGUCUCCUAAUACCAGAUUUUAAUUUUUAUGUCUUAAGACGAUCAUUUUUUUUUCACUUUAUCUCUCAGUUGCUGUGUUUUCACUUGCGAAUUUAUUUAUUGCUUGAAUAUAGGCCUAUG
Molecule: messenger RNA, 1097 nt
Organism: Pangasianodon hypophthalmus (striped catfish)
Lineage: Eukaryota; Metazoa; Chordata; Actinopteri; Siluriformes; Pangasiidae
Gene: prlh2
Product: prolactin releasing hormone 2
Exons: 3
Coding region: 224-607 (127 amino acids)
Molecular function (GO): hormone activity
Source: RefSeq, a predicted model, not a curated record